AUGCCGGACUCACCUGUGUCGGUCAAGUGGUUGACCGAGAGAGAAAAGGCCAUCGCGAUCAAGCGUCUUGUUGAUGAUCAACUGGGUGUCAAGAACACUCAUUUCAAAUGGGAGCAGUUGAGGGAGACUGUGCUCGACUACCGCUUCUGGAUGAUGGUGCUGCAAAUGUUCUUUUCGCAGGCGGCGGGAAAUGUCACCACGAACUUUCUGGGAAUCAUCAUUAAGGGAUUUGGCUACACUGCUUUGAAAGCGCAGCUAUAUACGGCGCCGAACUUUGCGGUCCAGGCUGUAACUCAAAUGAUAGUCUCCGCUCCUCCGACGCUGUUGCCACGAUUUCGCAAUUUUAAGCAACCUUUGGUGGCCAUCGCCAGCGUCAUCGCUUUGAUUGGCAUUGUCAUACUCUAUGUCACCCCUGCAGAGACACAAUAUCAAGGACGACGACUGGCCUCGGUGAUCAUCAUUUCCUGCUCCGGAGCAAACUACACCGUCAUCAUGGCUGUCAUUGGCACGAACACCGCUGGGUUUACCAGGAAACAGAUCUCGACCUCGACAGCCUUCUUCCUCUACUGUGUGGUCAACAUUAUAACGCCCCAGACCUUCCUGGGUACGGAGAGCCCUCGAUAUCACACGGGUCUUGCUUUCGUUCUAAGCUUCCUUUCAAUCUACAUUAUCUUGUCCUUCUCCACCUGGCUCAUGAUGAGACUUGUCAACCGUGCUCGUGACAAGAAGGCUCUGACGAACCCGGCAUACACUACUGGUGAAGCAAACCUGGACGAGAUGUCCGGUCUAAGAGAUGAGACCGAUUUGAAGAACAAGCACUUCCGUUACUCUGGCUGA
Messenger RNA from Cladophialophora psammophila CBS 110553, 837 nucleotides. RefSeq lists its product as uncharacterized. The coding region runs from base 1 to 837 and encodes 278 amino acids. The transcript has 6 exons. The record is from RefSeq and is a predicted model, not a curated record. Gene Ontology annotation, molecular function: transmembrane transporter activity. Gene Ontology annotation, cellular component: membrane. NCBI's taxonomy places the organism in Eukaryota, Fungi, Ascomycota, Eurotiomycetes, Chaetothyriales, Herpotrichiellaceae.